UGUGAUUUCUUAUUAUUUUAAUUAGUAGGUACAUGAUGUUGAAUAAUUCCCAAAGUUUUAAUUAGUUUAAUGUCUGCAAAAAGUUGAAAUCGACAUUUCCCCCCGCAGAUCAUGACCCCAAAAUCAAUCAAACGACCCCGGGAAAGCUACCAAUCGAUGGUGAUAACACCGUCUCAAGCUCAAAAGCAGCUCUUGUUUUCCGAUACGAUCAGCGACGGCGACUCGAUGGAUUCGGACGUCGAAGUUAUUCAUUUUGAUCCGGACUGUAUCCUGGAAGACCCGGACCUAGACGAAGAGGAAGACGAAUUCGAAGAAUGGGAGUCGUUGGAAUCUUGCAUGGAUGAGGAGGUGGAGGUGGAGGAGUUCCUUGAUGCUACCCAGGGGAUGGAGACGGACAGUUUAGACGAAUCGACCUCGUCUGAUGUGAGCAUAGAUCCUGAUUGUUUUUUCACCGACGAUGAGGAAGCAAUGGAGGAGUACUUGAUAUAUAAGCAAGCGCGAAGGCAACAGAAACAGGCGUUGCGACGCAUGAAGCAGCUGGAGGAGGAAGAAUUCGAUGUUAUAGAUGAGAUCAACAUUCGUUACUUGAUUAGUGGUGUUCCGUCGAAGAAACCAUGCACCAUGACCAGCGCUGCUGGUCGGGCGGCUCACAUGAACAUGAGAAGGAUUGUGAUGCCGGCGCGGGAAAUGCUAAGAAACUAUUUCCGCAGUUCGGAACGGAACCGGAUGCAACGGGCUAAGGAAAAUGCCUACGUGAGCAAGAUCUUGGCUGCUAGAGGUAAGGUUAAAGCGGUUCGAAAUGUGUUGUCCGAGAAGAAUUGAAACUUGACUAAUGCUGGAACCAGCUGCAUUAAUUUUCGUUUUUACUGAGGAGUUUGAUAUUACCGUUAGAGAAUUUUAUGUUUUGCUAGGAAGAAUAAAAUUAAACUGCGCAAUCAGUUUAGAAGUUGAAAGCUUAC
Ochlerotatus camptorhynchus is the source of this 959-nucleotide messenger RNA. RefSeq lists its product as uncharacterized. NCBI's taxonomy places the organism in Eukaryota, Metazoa, Arthropoda, Insecta, Diptera, Culicidae. The record is from RefSeq and is a predicted model, not a curated record. Bases 112 to 822 code for a protein of 236 amino acids. The transcript is spliced from 3 exons.